CCUUAGUGUUCUGAAAUGAAGAUGGAGACAGUGGGAAAAGCAGAACUUGUUGAUUCAGUUCCACCAAAGACUUCUGAAAAGCAAGAAACUGAUCCUGAUGAACAUGGACCUAUAGAACUUGAGACACAAACUCAGAAAGACAACAUGCGUGCUGCAGCAGACUCAGCGGUGCUUUCUUCAAUGCCUUGCUUACUGAUGGAACUGAGGCGAGACUCUUCAGAGUCUCAGUUGGCAUCUACAGAGAGCGAUAGGCCAAUGGGUGGUCGAGUUUAUGAGAGCGACUCUUCUAAUCACUGCAUGCUUUCCCCUUCCUCCAGCGGGCAUUUGGCUGACUCAGACACGUCUUCUGCAGAAGAGAAUGAGCCCUGUCAAGCUGAAGGUACUGUAGAGGGAGACCUUUCUGCGGUGUCUGGGGCUGCAGUUGGGAGGAAAUCCAGGAGAUCCAGGUCUGAAAGUGAAACUUCAACAAUGGCUGCCAAGAAAAACCGACAGUCUAGUGAUAAGCAGAAUGGUCGAGCUACCAAGGUAAAAGGUCAUAGAAGUCAAAAGCACAAAGAAAGAAUCCGUCUCUUGAGACAGAAGCGGGAGGCAGCUGCUCGCAAGAAGUACAACCUGCUUCAGGACAGCAGUACCAGCGACAGUGACCUGACGUGUAACUCAAGCACAAGCUCAUCAGAUGAUGAUGAAGAGGUUUCAGGGAGCAGCAAGACAAUCACUGCAGAGAUACCAGAUGGACCUCCAGUUAUAGCUCACUAUGAUAUAUCAGACACAAACUCAGAUCCAGAAGUGGUAAAUGUGGACAAUCUGUUGGCAGCUGCAGUAGUUCAAGAGCACAAUAAUUCUUUAGGAAAUCAAGACUCAGGAUCUACCUGGAGAACCAGAGGGCCGCUAGAUGAACUGAGUGCUGAUACAGGUCAUUUGGAUCCAGGCUUCCUUGCAGGUGACAAAAUAUCUUUAAGUAAUGUCCAGAUCAAUAAUGAAAUUAAUAUCGCCUCUUCUGAUAGUGAAGUAGAGAUUGUUGGAGUUCAGGAACAUGCCAGGUAUGUGCAUCCCAGGGGAGGUGUGAUUCAGAGUGUGUCAUCUUGGAAGCAUGGCUCAAGCUCACAAUAUAUUAACACUCAGCAAACACAAUCAUGGACAGCAGUGACUCCCCAACAGAACUGGUCUUCACCCCCAGAAGUAGUAGACCUCACUUUGGAUGAGGAUACAAGACGCAAAUAUCUACUGUAAUGCAGCGUCCCUUUGUUUCUGUCCCCACCCCUUCUCCCCUUUGUGGCACAGAAGUUCAUUGUUAAAGCUUCAACUUUAGAAGCUCCCUUCUUGGCUUUAAGAAAUUCAAACUCAUGAUCUUUUUCAUUCCCAUAAGAAUGUAGUAUGAUUUCAAUAUAAUUUAAAAUGGUUUUGCCUUUUCAAAGAAGGAUUCCUCCCACAAUUAAAACCUAAUAGCACCAAAUUUAAAACACAUCUACAGUUUCUAACAUGUGUAUGUUAAUCUGAAGAAAUAACUGUGUGCAGACUUAUGUCCACCCACCCUUUCUCAGCUCCAAUUUCAGAACAUUUUUAAUUUAUCAGUAUAUUGAGUUGGUUAGUAGAAGUUAGUGUUUUGCUGUGUGAGCAUCAGUGAUUUUGAAAAAUGCUGUGUCCUCACUGAUUUCAGUGGAACUGAGGGGUAUUCAAUACUUCUGAAAAUUGGGCCAAGAGUA
This is a messenger RNA of Agelaius phoeniceus (red-winged blackbird), 1703 nucleotides long. RefSeq names its product protein ARK2N-like. Lineage: Eukaryota; Metazoa; Chordata; Aves; Passeriformes; Icteridae. The record is from RefSeq and is a predicted model, not a curated record.